Messenger RNA from Lates calcarifer (barramundi perch), 2590 nucleotides. It is a transcript of the gene drd3, whose product is annotated as dopamine receptor D3. Gene Ontology annotation, molecular function: G protein-coupled receptor activity; dopamine neurotransmitter receptor activity, coupled via Gi/Go. The coding region runs from base 213 to 1586 and encodes 457 amino acids. Lineage: Eukaryota; Metazoa; Chordata; Actinopteri; Centropomidae. Gene Ontology annotation, biological process: adenylate cyclase-activating adrenergic receptor signaling pathway. The transcript has 8 exons. The record is from RefSeq and is a predicted model, not a curated record. Gene Ontology annotation, cellular component: membrane.
UCCCCCACAACACUCAAUAUUUUUUUCGCCCGCGCGCAAAUGGCACCGAGCGCUCCCUCCCGCUCGCCUCGGCAGCGCCGGACGCGAUGACCGGACAAGUUUUAACUCAGCGCGGAUGAUGCUCUUCCUCGACGGCAUCUGAUGAAUUCUUCACUGGGAAACAGGAACAGGUCUGCCGAACAUAUCACCUCCCAUGUCACCGGGGCAUCUCCAUGGCGAUGUUUAGCAGCGCAGAACGGCUCUGGAAUGAGUCAGACCGCCACGGGUGGGACGAGAGGAAUGAGAGCUCGGAGGCGUCAGGGCAGGUCGAGGGAGAUCGUAACUACUACGCCAUGCUGUAUUCCCUGCUCAUCCUGGCCAUUGUGUUUGGAAACGUGCUGGUGUGUCUGGCUGUGCUGAGGGAACGCUCCCUACAGACCACCACCAACUACCUGGUGGUCAGCCUGGCUGUGGCCGACCUGCUGGUGGCUUCACUGGUCAUGCCUUGGGCUGUAUACCUGGAGGUGGUCGGCGGCGCCUGGCUUUUCAGCCGGCUCUACUGUAACAUCUUUGUCACGCUGGAUGUGAUGAUGUGCACCGCCAGUAUCCUCAACCUGUGUGCGAUCAGCAUUGACAGGUACACAGCAGUGGUGAUGCCCGUCUUGUAUAACACCACCCAUCGCUCCAGGAAGAGGGUUUUUGCGAUGAUUGCCACCGUGUGGGUCCUGGCCUUUGCCGUCUCCUGUCCCCUGCUGUUUGGCUUCAACACCACAGAUGACCCCAUGGUGUGCUCCAUCUCCAACCCCGACUUUGUGAUCUACUCCUCGGUGGUGUCCUUCUACCUGCCUUUUAUCGUCACUUUGCUGGUCUACAUCCGCAUCUACGUCUUCCUCAGGAUGAGGCGGAAGAGGAUCGCCUUCGGCCAAGCCAGCGGAAAGAUCCAGCCGGGCUCGACCCCGCCGUCUGUGGAGACCUGUCUACAAGAGGAGACUCCCAAGGCGAAGCAAGACCUGUCACCUAUAAGGAUUAAAGUGCAGAGUGUAGAGCCAUCAGGUCCCUCCAAGCCCACCCUGCUCUCAGGAUGCCUGUGGCGCAAACGCCCAAAGACAGGACCGGUGGAGAACUCAAUGCUGCCUCCAGUGGACAUGCAGAACUACUGUAGCAUCAGCCACGCCUCCUGCGGCCGCACAGAGUUGGAUCUGGAUCAGGAGGGAGGAGAAGAGGAGGUGGUGGAGAACAACCAGAACGAAGGGCCUCCCAUCAGGAUGAGCUGCGAGGUGAAGGAUCUAUCCAAUGGACGGACACACACGUCACUGCGGCCGAUGCCUCACUCUCAUAUCAACAAUCCACGAUUCAGGAGCAUGCACGCUCGUGAGAAAAAGGCCACUCAGAUGCUGGCCAUUGUGCUCGGGGUGUUUCUCAUCUGCUGGCUGCCUUUCUUUGUGACUCACAUUCUGAACACCCACUGCAGGACAUGCUACGUACCUCCUGCACUUUACAGUGCUUUCACCUGGCUGGGGUAUGUCAACAGUGCCCUCAACCCUAUUAUCUACACCACCUUCAACAUCGAGUUCAGGCGGGCCUUCAUCAAGAUCCUCAGCUGCUGAGGACGGAGGCAUGCCAGGAAAUUAAAAUGGAAAUGAGGCUGGGCACUCAUGCUACCACUCAGGCAUGGUGCAUUUACCAAACACUGACCGCAGAUGAACACUGGUCAUGGUCAAGGGAAACAAACUUGUUUUGUGUCCUACAGUUAUACAGUGGCAGCGAAGAUGAAGCAUGGAAAUGAACCAACACUGUGUCAUGCAAUAAAUGCUAACAAAAGAGGAAUUUUACUCUUCUGACUCCAACAAAGACUCAAACGUUUAUUCCUCAACAGGGCUGGGACUCCAUUUGAACAGUAUUACUUCUCGAAUAAGACUUAAAUGUUCAUAUGCAUACAGUCUUAUUGAUAGCACAAGGUGUUGGACUUUCUUGUGGAUACGUCUUGUACAGUAUGUGUACUGCUCAUUGGCACAAUUCCUCAGUUCGGGAGUUUCUGAUCGAUGUGAGUUUGGGAAAUGGAGCUUUAAAGGCUGAUAAAUUGAUCUCAGACCUGCAGGCCAUCUCGUCCUGAGGCUUAGCUGCCAUCGCACUGUGUGGAUUAACUGAUGUUACUCACUCUCUCCACUCACCCCCUCCUCCAUCAUUAUCACUAUCGGUUAUUCACCUGCGCAUGCACAAAUCAGAAUUCAAAGCCAUUCACUUGAAAUGUGCUUGAAAGGUCAUGUUGGUCCUUGCCAAGAGUCACAUCAUGUUGAAGAUUGUCAUAUAUAUUGACGUGGAGGCAUUGUGCGCCAUGUGGAUUAAUUAGAAUUUGAAAAAAUAAUAAGUGAGAUUUUGAUGUAAUGCACAGUGGAAACAUUUUCAGUGUUUUUUAAAGGGACUGUCUGUUUAAUGGCAAACUUCCCGGUGAUUUAGAGCUGCCUGCUGGCGCUUCUCAAGCGCUCAUGAAGGCAAGAGCUUUGCGAUUUUAACAAAUCGAGCAGGAUUGUGAACCAUGUGGUGGGUAGGUCUGUCAUGGACAAUGCAUUCAAUGCAGUGUGUUGUAAAUAAAAAAAAAGGAUGAAAUGUU